This is a messenger RNA of Striga asiatica, 2208 nucleotides long. NCBI's taxonomy places the organism in Eukaryota, Viridiplantae, Streptophyta, Magnoliopsida, Lamiales, Orobanchaceae. The record is from the annotation of a GenBank genome assembly.
CAAGAAUCCAGUCCGUCACUGUCCAGGCUUUAGAAUUAUGUGCAAAUAUAGUUUUAUAUCUUCUUUUUAAAUUUAAUUCUCAUACACACGCAAUCUAUACGAGUUUUUCUUCAUCGGGCAAGUGCAAAAACGAUGGAACAGUUUUUAGACAGUGGGUGAAGAGUAUCUGCAAAAAUGAGCUCCGUCGAGGCGGUCAAAGCCGCCCUCUUUCAGGGCUUCGCGUCCUUCGCACAACUCAAACACAUCCACGCGCGCCUCCUGCGCCUGGACCUCCACCGUGACCAGUACCUCCUAAACAUGGUGUUGAAAUCCGGUUUCCACUUCAACCGCCCGACCUACUCCGCCGCCGUGUUCGGCCAGGCCCACGAGCCCAACGUCUACCUCUACAACACCAUGAUCCGCGGGCUCGCCUCGAGAGACAGUUUCGACCAGGCCAUCGAAUUCUUCUUCUCCAUGCGCCGAGCCGGGUUCCUGCCCAACAACAACACUUUCCCUUUCGUCCUCAAGUCGUGCGCCUGGACCAUGGACGGCGAGUUGGGCACCAGUGUCCACUCUCUCGCAGUCAAAGCAGGUUACAACGACGAUGUUUUCUUGAAGACCGGUUUGGUUGGUUUUUACUCCAAAUUGGACAAUUUGGAAGACGCCCGCAAGGUGUUCGACGAUAUUACCGAGAAGAACGUCGUCUCGUGGUCCGCAAUGAUGGGCGGGUACAUCAGAGCCCGGAAAUAUCGUGAGGCGGUGAAUCUUUUUACAGAGUCUCUGCAAACGGGCUCGAAGCCCGACAGCUACACGCUUGUCCGUGCUUUGUCAGCUUGUGCCCAGCAAGGAGAUCUGAAUUCCGGGCGUUGGAUUCACAAUUGCGUGGCAGAGAUGGGAAUGGGAAGUAACGUGUUUGUGAAUACAGCCUUGGUGGACAUGUAUUCCAAGUGCGGGGACAUGGUGAGGGCCCGCACGCUUUUCGACGAAAUGCCCGAACGAGAUAUGGUCACGUGGGGUGCUGUGAUCCAGGGCUACGCGGCAAACGGGCUCCCGAACGAGGCCCUAGAAAUAUUCCGCCGCAUGCUGGCCCACGGUUUGCGACCCGAUUGUUACGUCAUAGUCGGGGUUCUCUCGGCCUGCGCUCGUCUAGGCGCAUUGAAUCUCGGUGAGCGGGCCCGCGCCAUGAUGGAAGAAAAAGAGUUCAUUAAAAACCCAGUUGUCGGCACAGCUCUCGUCGACAUGUACGCAAAGUGCGGCAAAAUAAAAUCCGCGUGGGAAGUCUUCACCGCCAUGCACGCAAGGGACCUCGUUCUCUUCAAUGCAGUCAUAUCUGGGCUAGCCAUGACGGGCCAAUCACGGGCCGCGCUCGCCUGUUUCGGGCUUCUGCAGAAAUGCGGGCUGAGGCCCGACGAGAACACGUUCCUCGGUCUCCUCUGCGCGUGCGCCCACGCGGGCCUAGUAACCGAUGGCCGCCGCCUCUUUAAAUCCAUGACCCGACUCUACUCGGUGGACCCCACGAUCGAGCAUUAUGGAACCAUGGUAGACCUCCUUGCGCGGGCAGGGCUUUUGGACGAGGCCCACCAGGCCGUACUGAGCAUGCCUAUGCGGGCCAACGCAGUCGUCUGGGGAGCCCUCCUCGGCGGGUGCCGACUCCACCGGGACACGCGGCUAGCCGAGCACGUGCUCGAGCGGCUAGUCGAGCUCGAGCCGUGGAACUCGGGGAAUUACGUAAUUCUGUCAAAUCUCUACUCGGCGAAUAAGAAAUGGGGGGAGUCGGAGAAAAUGCGGUCAGUUAUGAGGGAGAAGGGUAUUCAGAAAGUGAGCGCGUAUAGUUGGAUUGAGAUAAAUGGGUUCGUGCACGAGUUUUUGGUGGGGGAUACUUCGCAUCCCGAAUCGGGGAGAAUAUACGAGAAAUUGGGGGAGCUUGGGAAAGAGGUGAGGGAAGCUGGGUAUAUGCCGACUACUGAGUAUGUGUUGUUUGACAUUGAUGAGGAGGAGAAGGAGCAUUUUCUCGGGUGUCAUAGUGAGAAGCUGGCGCUUGCGUUCGGGCUGAUUAGCACGGGAGAUGGGACGGUGAUUCGUAUUGUGAAGAAUCUGAGGGUGUGUGGGGACUGUCAUGAGAUGAUCAAGGUGGUGUCGAGGAUUACGGGUCGGGAGAUUGUGGUUCGGGAUACGAACCGUUUUCAUCAUUUUAUGGGUGGGUCGUGUUCGUGUGGGGAUUAUUGGUGA